UGGUCCGGCCGUCUGAAACACAGGUCGGUUGAUGGAUGAAUAAAAAACGAAACAGAAGAAAAAAUCAAAAGUUGAAUUGCUGAAAACUGGUCAAAAGACUUUGGGUACGGUUUAUUCGUAAACAGACAUCGAGCCUCGCGGUAGUGGUUUUCUGUAGCGCGCGCGUUUUCAAUAACUCCUGCUUCAUUUCGCGCUCGUGCUGUAAAUGUCGUAAUAGUCUUAGUAUAGUGUCUACCUCCACCGUCGUUCAGCAAACUCUGUGGUUGUAUUUUGCGAGCAUUAGUGAUUCAAAAGGCGGGCCACCACGGUGUACUCAACAGUAGUGAACGCUACAGUGUGGCGACAUUCUAGUGGUGAAUUACAACAAAACUAAGGGAAUUGUGGAAAACUUAUAGACAUCAUAUCGCUAGGAUGAAACAAACAAUCGGAAUAAUCGUCAGCCUGGGAUUAGUCGCGCUGUGCAGGGCUAUCGGGGUCCCACAGUGCCCGGAACCGCACGGUGAGCAGGCGUAUCUUCAUCCAGACCAUUGCGAUCAAUUCUUCCUGUGCACGAAUGGGACAUUAACUCUAGAGACAUGUGAAAAUGGAUUGCUAUUCGAUGGCAAGGGUGCUGUCCAUAACCACUGCAACUAUAACUGGGCUGUAGAAUGUGGUAAUCGUAAAUUUGCCACCGAUCAAACUCCUAUUUCUACACCAGGAUGUGAGUACUUGUUCGGAAUUUAUCCAGACAGCAAUCAAUGCUCCACAUCGUACACCAAAUGUGCGUAUGGCGAACCACACCCAGAUCAUUGCGAACCAGGACUGGUGUACGAUCAUCGUAUUCACGGAUGCCAGUGGCCUGAUCUAAUGCUAGAAACGUGCAACCCUGAGGCCGUGAUUGGAUUCAAAUGUCCGGAAUCGAUUUCACCGAAAUCAAUCAACCACCGUUUCUUGCCCUACCCGAGAUUCCCAGUACCUGGAGACUGCCACCGUUUGAUCACCUGUGUUGAUGGUCAUCCACGUCUAAUCACUUGCGGUGAAGGAAAGGUCUUCAACGAAGAUUCGCUGACUUGCGAAGACCCAGAAGAUGCCCCUUAUGCUUGCAGACACUAGACUCUUGUAAUCCGUUUAGCAAGCAAGCGCUCAAGUACGCGAUGUACUCUGUAAAAAUGACACGAUUUCUUAUUCGUUACUGUUUCGUAAUACCUAUUCGUUUAUUCAAAUGAUGUUAUCAUAUUGGAUGUUUAACAGUUGUCUUAGAUUUUUGUAAAAAAUGUAAACUAGAGUCCAAAUAAAGCAAAAAGUUACCACAGAAA
Topomyia yanbarensis is the source of this 1295-nucleotide messenger RNA. Its product is annotated as protein obstructor-E. The record is from RefSeq and is a predicted model, not a curated record. Gene Ontology annotation, molecular function: chitin binding. Gene Ontology annotation, cellular component: extracellular region. The coding region runs from base 412 to 1092 and encodes 226 amino acids. Lineage: Eukaryota; Metazoa; Arthropoda; Insecta; Diptera; Culicidae. The transcript is spliced from 2 exons.